This is a messenger RNA of Phytophthora nicotianae INRA-310, 5141 nucleotides long. RefSeq lists its product as hypothetical. The transcript is spliced from 2 exons. Gene Ontology annotation, cellular component: cytosol. Gene Ontology annotation, molecular function: ATP binding; 6-phosphofructo-2-kinase activity; fructose-2,6-bisphosphate 2-phosphatase activity. The record is from RefSeq and is a predicted model, not a curated record. Gene Ontology annotation, biological process: fructose metabolic process; fructose 2,6-bisphosphate metabolic process. Bases 87 to 1715 code for a protein of 542 amino acids. NCBI's taxonomy places the organism in Eukaryota, Oomycota, Peronosporomycetes, Peronosporales, Peronosporaceae.
UUUGAUAGGUAUUAUACAGCUCCAUCGUCUGCCCACCUAUUCUUUGCCAGUUCGAUAUUUCCCGACCAAGCACCAGAAGCUUCAAGAUGUCUCCCGUGGAGUGGCUAUCGUCGCCGCAAUCGGGCUCUCCUGUGGCAGACACGCCGUCCGCAACCUCCCAGUCCGCCUCGACCUCUCCGCCUGCGUCUCCUGCUUCGAUCCCGCCGCCUCCGAGCUCUCCACUCGCCGUAGAAGCGACGCCACAGAGCCCGGAAGUCUCCAAACUACCGUCACCAGGCGGUCCUGACUCCAUGGACUACAAAACCGUGACCUUCACAGUGUCACCGCCUCCUUUAAACCGACGCGGCAGUCGGGAGACCAACCGCCCGCUCUUUAGCGAGCGUCAACGCUUCACACCCACAGCAGACAAGCUCGUACUGGUCAUGGUGGGUCUACCCGCCCGCGGCAAGUCGUUUAUUGCUAAGAAAUUGUGGAAAUUCUUCUGCUGGAAAGGCUUAAAGUGCGAAGUCUUCAAUGUAGGGCAACUACGACGCGCUAAAAGCUCCGGAGCCAAGCAGGAUCACUCUUUCUUCGACCCAAACAACGCAAAAGCCAAGGAAGAGCGGGAGCUGCUCGCUCUGGAGUCCUUAAAACAAGUGCAACGCUGGUUCUUAGGCGAAAACGGAGAAAAGGGGGGCGACGUGGCUGUUUUUGACGCCACAAACACCACCAAGAUGAGGAGGAAAAUGCUGCGAGAUACUUUCAGUGCUUUCGCUGAAGAACACAAGACCAGUGUGCACGUGGUGUUUGUAGAGAGUAUUUGCACCAGCGAAGCUGUGAUCAACGCCAAUAUCAAGCAGAAGGUGGAGAGCAGUCCGGACUAUCGCAAUAUGCCAGAGGAGGAAGCGUUUGCGGACUUAAAACAACGACUGAAGAACUAUGAAGCGGCCUAUGAGGCUCUGGAAGACGCAGAAGACUGCAGUUACAUCAAGCUGUUCGAUAUGCAGUCCAAAGUGCACGCCAAGGGCAUCUACGGCCAUGUAGCCAAGUCCAUCUUGCCCUAUAUGAUGAGUUUCCACAUCGAACACCGUCCCAUCUGGCUGGUGCGUGCUGGCCACUGCACCGAAGUGCGCCGGGACUUUAAGGCUAUUAUCAAGGAUCCGUGUGUGGCCCCACGCUCGGCGCACUUGAGUACACUUGGAGUGGACUUUGCCUACCGUCUGGGCGAGUUUGUGAAGCAGCGAACGAUGGUCUGGAUGGAGAAUGAAGGUAUAGUAGCAGAGGAUAAUCCUACCGAGUGUCUGGUCAUGACAUCUACGCUGCCUCGUGCUGUCCAGACCGCAGACUUCCUUCCCUUCGGCAAGCGGAUGCAAAUGGCGACGCUAAAUCCGCUGGACAAGGGCGAGUGCUACGGACUAACGAUGGAUCAGAUGAAGGAACAGAUGCCGGAAGCUUUUGCAUCCUACGAGAAGGAUCCGUGGCGUACGCGCUUCCCUGGUGGCGAGUCGUAUCAAGAUCUGAUGAUGCGUCUGGAGCCCGUUCUCAUCGAUAUCGAGCAACAUACGGGCCCUGUGCUCGUGGUGUCCCAUAUCUCCACAUUGCAAGUGCUCUACUCGUACUUCCUGGGCGCGCCCAUUGAAAGCUGCCCGGACUUGGAGAUCCCCUUCCACUCGGUGCUCGAGCUCGUGCCCAACCAGGAUGGCUGGACCAAAACUGUAUUUAACAUGCGCGCGUGAGGGUGACAGCACCCGAUCUCACCUUUUAUCUUCAAGUAUGAACCUUUACAGGACCCCAAGAACUCAACACGACAUGAUUCCUUCUGUCUUGUCUUACUUAAGCUAUGCUACUUGGAGGUAUUGUAGGUAUCUCGGAAGAUAUGGUACGUGUGUUCCAGUUCCCGAACGCGCACUAGCGGUCGCUCACCAUCACGAGGAUUAUCGACUUCAUCCAAGUGUCCAAUGCCUUCCAGAGCCACUUCAAAAUCCCGACCGUGUUGGACGUUAAAGCGGAAGCGGCUUUUGUAUCGUCGCCCACUUUCUCGUGGAUGGAACUCAACUCGGAGCUCCAAUGGUGCGUGGACAAGUGGAUGCGUGGUGGUUGCGUUUUCCAACAGAUCUUUGAUCGAGUCGGUUGUUGAGAGAUAUCCCCCUGCGGACUUGAGCGUCGUGGUAGGACCUUGGAGUUCGCCUGAAAGCUGUGCAAACGUGAAGACGGCAGGAUCGUCCGUUAGGUGUGCGUGAUGCUGACUCAUUUUUUGUUGCUGUGCUCGUGAGACUGGCUUAGGUCUCGGUACAUGUUGAAUGGAGAAUUGUGCUGGGACGACUGUAGGGUUUGCAAGGCGUAAGAUGACACAUCGAGAGGCUGAGAGAUGCACUCGACCGAAGAAAAAUACCGACGGAGACACCACGAUGGCAGGACGUAAGACUACCGCAGCAAGACGGAUGAUUUGCACCGAUUUCGUUGCGAAUUUUACACGCAAUUCACCGUUGAAUUGAGUGUGUAGAGGUUGCUGCUGAGGGAGACUUGACUUGGAUUUUAACGUUGACGUAUCGGUCAGUAGUGAGGCGGACGGUAAGAAUCGUAGAUCGAUACGCACGGACAUCUGUGGAGGCAGCAUGAACAUGUAGGACUCGCCUUGAGCUGUGGAUCGUCGGUGAGCAGCGGGGAGAUCAGCCAUGGACAACGGAUGUCGUGGGGCUAGUGAGUCAGCGUGUGCGACGGCAAAUGGACCAUCACAUUCCAGUCGGAACGUCACUCUAGACCCCAAUCGGUUGACUAAGAAGAGCUCACGCCGAUGGAAGAGAUGCUGAGCUGCUGAUGUGGACACGAGUGUGGACCAUGUCGUGAAUUUGAUGUGGUACGGAGCUAAGGACUUUUGAAGGGAGACUGUCGCUGAGCUGUUCUUCCUUGCAGUAUUCCUUUCAGACGCAGGAGACGGUGGUUGUACCUGCUCUCUGGGCUUGUCAAUGAAGAGUUCCGGUUCGAUAACGUCGGCUGACAGAAGCACACGGAGGCAUUUGGGACUGAACGAAGAGGCUGGCGUACUUUCCAUCACUAGACCAGGCUUCCGAACCAUCGCGUUGGCCAUACGCACAGCGGUAAACGCUUUACCAGCCGCGUGUGUUGGACUGUUAUUUUGUCUCGUGGGGCUUGAAUCUUCUUGUCUUGGAUCAAUUUCCAUUGAAACGGGACCGGUAGAAAGAGAACUGGAGCUAUCGAAAUGGCUUUCUUCAACACUGGUAUCAUACCAGUGUGCAUCGGCUAAAAGCAGAGCUCUCGGAGCUCCCUCAUUGUCUUUCGGAGGACUAAAGGUAAUCCGGAAUGGCGUAGUACUAAACGCUGGCACCAUAGCUGACUGAGGUUCGAUCAUGAACGGAAGAGCAGCGCUACUGUCGUCGUCGCAAGGUGUGAUCCGCAGUUGCAGUCUCGAUCCAAAGUCAACACGCAAAGUUACAGUCACAAGUUGAUCUUCACGUCCAUUCUCGACCAAUUUCCACUUGAGACGAGCUCGUUGAGGUCCACGGUUCACCACUCGUAAAGUCCUUGUGAUCAUUGAUGAACGUACACAAACGUCACCAAAAUUCAACGCCGGUUGUCGAAGAAUGACUUGAGAUCGUCCCUCCGGUACAGGUUUGCCAAAGUAUAAGCCCACACAGUUGCGAUCUAGUGUAAGGGGAGUUCCUACAACCCCCACAUUAGCAUGUAAGAACACAGGAGGAGCCCCUAUUGCUCGACUAACAAUGUCGUCCACAUAAGUACCAGGCAUGUUGUUAAAGCAAGUGACUCGCACGACCACUUGCUCCCAUGGAGGAAUAUGAACACGAGCUGGGGAGAGUUGGAACGCUACACCACGACCUCCACUCAAUACCUGCCGGUCUUCAAUGUCUUCUGCUCGUUGGCGCAGAUAUGCACGUCCUUUGUCGGACUGGUAUCGAUUCCCAUCGUCUUUGGCGUCAGAAAGACGAGAUUUUGAAAGUUCCUGGACACCUCGAUAAGAAUUCGUCCUAGGAGAAUUUUGAGUCUUGGACAGAGCCAAUUUGCUUCUCCAUUUACUGUUACUCGGAGACGACAAAGACUCUGUACUAUCUUGUCGCGUUAAAGUCCCGAUGCCUGUUGCGGCUGGGAACUUCUUGGCUUCCAGAUCUACGAGAGCCUCGAUGCCGCUGAAGUUUCGGAUCAGAAGACUCAAUACUUUCCUCUCACCAAGAGUUACACUAUCUCCGAACGAAAGUUUAGGAACACUGCUUAACGGAUUCGUUUCUGGUUCCAAGUCACAGUCCGAGAGAGGAAUGCCACGUUCCAUCGCGAUUUCCUUCGGAGAUUUCGGUAUAAUGGAAGUGGAAUGAGAUUGAACAAGGUCGUAGGAGAGUACCAACCCUUUGUGGUUGCUGGUAACUUCGAAGCCUAACGGAGCAGGUAAGCCACGUAUACUACACGCCAGAAUGACUGUGAAUCGACCGACUUGUCUUGGUGUAUAAUUCAGCGUCGCUACAAGGCGUUCUUUCGAGUGAAUUGUACCUUGUUUUGGUGAAAAAGUAAUAGAGUACGCUCGAGAUGCACCUUCAGGCUCUACAAAUUUGAAUGCCGUCUCGAGGUUGGAGACAUUCACAAGUUCAAUGGUUCUAUGGAUCUCCACGCCUAUGUAAGUUGUUCCCAGUGGCAACCGGGUCGUAGAAAGAAACACGUUGGGACACUGAAUCUCCGCACGCGCAGACACGGCAGCGCUUGCACCUUUCGUAUCGGAUCCAGAGAAUUUUUGUUCUUGAGCUGCUUGACAAGUAAAGAAGCCACGGAAACGCUGGGGAAGAGACCCAGCCAUACACGUAGCCUUCACAGUGAACGAUUCACCGGGUGCUAGCUGUCCAUUUUCAGGAGCGAACGCUACAGUGGCUCGUGGUGGUAUAUCCCUCGAAGUAAAGAUACUACUGCGCUCCGUCUCGUUACCAGAACUCGAGGAUAUCGCGGAAUGUCGCGACAUAACAGACUCUUUCGAGCUUGAUCGUCGAAGUUUAGAACCUAGAGAAGACUGUGCUUGAAUCAAUCCUGACUCAGAUGAUGACCCUUCUAAGUGUAGAAACCUCCAAUGUGUAGUUACACUAGGAGACGGAUUCUUAAUUGUGAUAAAAGACUCAGCACUUGCUCCAACGAGCACCAGUCCGAAG